Messenger RNA from Carassius gibelio (silver crucian carp), 10962 nucleotides. Its product is annotated as ataxin-1. The record is from RefSeq and is a predicted model, not a curated record. Bases 739 to 3102 code for a protein of 787 amino acids. Gene Ontology annotation, biological process: nervous system development; negative regulation of transcription by RNA polymerase II. Lineage: Eukaryota; Metazoa; Chordata; Actinopteri; Cypriniformes; Cyprinidae. Gene Ontology annotation, cellular component: nucleus. The transcript is spliced from 5 exons. Gene Ontology annotation, molecular function: protein binding; RNA binding.
GUCACACACUCACUCACUCACUCACUGGAGGUGGGGGCACGGAGCGACAGAGCUAUUAGCUUGGCUGCAGCAGACAUCAUUGUACGAGAGGAGGGCAGACGAUUCCACCGGCAGUGCGCGAGAAUAACGCACGGAGAGCCUCGCGCUUCCUUGCCCGUUAUACCGUACAGGAAUGGUGAAGGUUGUUGGAGCCAGGCAGACGCAGACGCAGACACAGACGUGGACAGACAGAGUGGGAAUCACGAGCCGUCCCCUCAGACAGCAGGAGGAGAGAUUUUUCCAUCCCCAUCCCAGUGAUUUCAUCUGGACUCUUCUCUCCGAUUGAACCUGGUUCAGAUCCGCCUGUAUCAUCCUGCUGGGCUGUGCUGGAGGCCUGCAAGUCGCCUUGGGAUUGUAACGACUUCAAUGGGCCACAACACUUGCUGAAACACUGGAGGCGACUGAAUGAGGUUCUUCCUGCAGUCCUGGAGACUCGCUCUCAGAGGGAAAUGAUUCCGCAUGAAUUGCAUGGAGCGCUUUUCCACAGCAGGUGUGACUUCCGUUGCUUAAGACUGAAAUCUGUGUCCAUCCGACCAUAGGUACAGGACACAUCCCUACACACCACCACUCUCCUCUCUACCCCAUCCCCAUCCUUGUUCCGAACCAGUCAGUGGAAGGGCACACUCUGUUAGCAAUACAAAUAGACACCAAGAGGGAGAGCCAAAAAAGACAGGGGGAAGAAACAUCCAGAAAGACACCAUGAAGUCAAACCAGGAGCGGAGCAAUGAAUGUCUGCCCCCAAAGAAGCGUGAAAUCCCAGCAAGCACUCUGCCCUCAGAGGAGAGGCCCAUGGUGAUGGCGCCUGCCAGUGAGAGCCAGCGUUCGGGAAACCUGGCCUGGCUUGCCAGUUUGGCAAGUGGACAUGACAGAGGGCGGCAGCACACCAGCACCUUCUCAGAACCCGAUGGGCCUCAAUAUAAACCAUUGUCAGCCACAGCUGAAAGUACACCUCCCUCGUCCAUGCACUUAUCCAGAGGUCCCACUGCAGUGACCACAAUACCUUCCGUGUUCACGUCACCCCUCUCUCAGCCUGCUGGCACUAUCCAGUACACACCCCUGCCUCCCAAUCUUCACUUCAUCAGCUCUCCAUACUCUGCACCAUAUGCUGGCUACAUCUCACCUCUAGUUCCCCAUUCGGUUGCCACCACUACCACACAACGUGAGUUUUAUGCCAGCACCUACAGUUCUCCAGCAUUGAAAAUUGACCAGCACCACCAAUUUGGCCGUCCUCCUGGCAUGGUCACAACUGACAACACCUCUUCACCCCACUCCACCCAAUACAUCCAAAUUGCUGGUUCUCCUCUAAGCGUAUCUCCUCGGACUGCUCCGUCACCCCAUGCUCACUUGCCUCCACACUUACACCCUCACCACACGCUCCCCAUCAGUGGCCCAUCGCCAGUCUUACACAUCACACACACAGAUGGACCUUUAUCCAAGAGGGAGGAGACAAGGCCCAGGGAGGUUCUGAACGGAGAGCUGGAGAAGUACAGACGCUUUGGUCCAUCUCCCGAAUCUAGUGCAGGGAAGCAGGCCAGCACUGCCAAAGGGGGUUCCUCCACCCAGCAGCACCAGAUCCACCAGCAGCAGAGCCAACGUAACUAUGAGGCUCGACAAGUUGUGCUACCUGCCGAAUAUGCGCAGGACAGCACAGCCAUGCGGACCUCGUUGGUGUUGGUACCCAACAGUCAUAGCUCUGGUGUUGCUGAUCCUGGAGGUACACCUGACAAGCUGCCUCCCCCAACGUCCCACACUGAGAAAGGAGGGAUUUGCACAGGCAAACCUGUAUCCCGCAGUUCCUCCUCCUCAGCUUCCCUUCCAUUCCCUCCUCCCCCUCCACCUGUGGACAGUCUGAGGGGGGCAGUUACCACACUGUCUCCUCAUGCCAUCAUCCAGACCACUCAUAACACCACAGAGUCCCUUUCCCUGGGCCUCCACUCCACCAAUUUUUACUCUGCUCAGCAGCCCAUCAUCGGUUACAUUGCCGGCACAGGGCACCAGCAGCCUGUCAGCUACCACACCAGCCUAUCCCAGCACCUGGUCAUCCCUGGAACUCAACCGGUCAUCAUCCCAGUGAGUGGAACUGAAGCUACUGCUACAUCAUCCACACAGCCCUUGCCUGUGGCACUGCCCCAUGCGUUCGUCACUUCAAUGGCCCCAAAAGUAGAGACUUUUGAGGCUCCAGCCCCAUACCCUCACCCUGCCGCAGCUGUUGUUCAAGCCCAGUUGCAUUUGCCUGUGGUACCAGCCCCUACCGGCCUACUGACAUCGCCACCGCCACCCUCAGCCCCUUCACUGCCCCUUUACUUCACCAAGGGCUCCAUCAUCCAGUUGGCAGAUGGAGAAUUAAAGCGGGUGGAGGACCUGAAGACUGAGGAUUUCAUUCAGAGUGCUGAGAUCAGCAAUGAGCUGAAGAUUGACUCCAGCACUGUAGAGCGCAUUGACAGCAGUCAUACGCCUAACUUUGCUAUUAUACAGUUUGCUGUCGGAGAGCAUCGCUCACAGGUCAGCGUAGAGGUGCUUGUAGAGUAUCCUUUCUUCGUGUUCGGCCAGGGCUGGUCAUCAUGUUGUCCAGAACGGACAACCCAGCUGCUCGAGUUGCCAUGCACCAAGCUUUCCGUAGGCGACGUUUGCAUCUCCCUUACCCUGAAGAACCUGAGGAAUGGCUCCAUCAAAAAAAGCCAGGGGCAAGUCUUGGAUGCGCCUUCCCUCGGCCCACCCCUUAAAUCACCCAAAGCACUCUCCAGUGGUGUACGAGGAGGUGUUCGGCACACAGAACAGGAAAAUGGACUCGGAAAGUGUGGAGAUCAGGGAGGUGGAGGCGUCCAAGCCAAUAGAGAGAAUGGAGAACUGAGGUUUGGCGAAAGAGACAUCUGUAAAGCACCACCAGUCACUGAAUCAGAGUCCAGCAGCAAGCCCACAGGCCGCAAAAGGAGGUGGUCGGCCCCUGAGGGCCGCAAAGUAGAAAAUCCUGAAGGAGAGCCUCCUUUAACGUUCCCCAAACCUUCCUUCAUCCCUCAGGAGGUUAAAAUCAGUAUCGAAGGCAGAUCAAAUAUUGGAAAGUGAAUGAGCAUUGGACUGUCAUAUUUUAAAAGCAAAAAUUGCCCUCGGAAUGUUUUAGGUUCUUUAUUUUAUGUUCUGAUUUAAUUUUCUAUCCAGAUUACAUAAAGGCUAAAUUUACUCAGUAUGUACAUUAUCACUUUUAACUUAGUGUAAUAACCUAUGUAAUAGAUACAUUCAAUAUUACACAGGCAAUUGGUGCAAUUUGUUUGAUCGGUGAAAUUCAGAGCAGAUGUAGUGCAAGGUGUGAAGAUCAUGAGAUACCCGAGCACUGCAUGAUAUCCUGAAGGCUUCAGUAUACACAAUCAGUCACAGCUAACCAGACUAAGACGUCUCUCCAGUCUCUCACCUACAACAUCCUCUACUUUUUUUUUAGCUCAGACAAACCUGGUUUAACUACACCUAGUGGCAAUUAAAUCAUUCGCCUGCUGAGUGAACCUGAAAAUGUUAGUAAGUGAAGAUGAACAACUGGUGUGAAUAACAUUGUUAAUGGUGGCAGAACGGAAAUCACUCCUCCACUGGUUGCAGGAGUUUACAUGAUGUCAGCCAUCUUGUUUAACUGUGACUAAAAAGACUAUCCAAAUCAAUGCUAACAAUGUAUCCUCAGCGCAGUUAGACUAGCAUAGAUUAUAUUAACAUUUAUUGAAAUGCAAGAAGAGGUGUCCAAAUACUAUGGUACAGGCCAAGAGAGAAGAUGUCACUGAGCGGUGCCAGUUGCUCCUCAGAAAGAUGAAACUAUCAUUUAAAACAGGGAAGAUGGACGAGUGUGAUUUUAUAUAUCCAACUCUCUAACCUUUUAUUAGACUAUUUUUGUAGUUUUGCAUGUUUUAAUUUUCCGUCUCACUUUUUUAAACCCUCCUAUCAUACAUGAUGGGUAGUUUUUUUUUCUUUUCUUUGUUUGUGAUGACUGUGUAAACCUUGCAAUCAGGGGUAAUUUUUUUUUUUUUUUACAUAGACACAGGAUGGGUUCUUGUCUGUAUAUGUAUAUGCAUGGAUGUAUCUUGAUGCAUACAAACACAAUGGGUGAGAAGAUCGAUCAGUCCCUUGUUUUUAGUGCAGUCUCAACUGUUUUUUUGUUCAAACAAGAAAAAGUGGGGGGGUUCGAAAAAAAGAGAGCGAAAGAUGUCUGAAUAGGUUGAGAUGAGUGUUGUCCUGAAGCACUUACUUUACACACCUGUCAUGUUCUACUAACUAGCUAUUAAUAGUUUCAAUCAAUUAAGUCAAAUUAUUACUAUUAUUAUAUAAAUUAUUACUAUUAAUUAUUAUUAUUAUUGCUACUUCUAUUUUCUGUUGUUCUUUCAACAUGAACACAGUGCUGUAUGCUGUAUCAUGAAUUGGAUGUUGUGUGGCACUCUGUGGGAUGGUGAUGGCUCACAAGGGUCAUAGUGAAGGGAUGAAUGUAACGGGUGAUGACAGAGAAAAUUAGAUUUUGUCCCCAAGAGGACUGCUUUAAAAGAAGCACUUUUUUCUUUGAGUAUGAUUGGCUAAGUCUUCUCAAGCAAUCUGACGGCUUGAGUAAAGAUGAGCGCAAGAGGCUGCGGACCGUGAAACAACUGCCAUUUAAGUCAUUUAAAGUCGUAUGAAAGUGUGAAUGCAGGUGGAAAUAAGUAAGGAGACUGUUUAUAUAUUUAAGAGAGAUAUGAGAGACAAAGUGAGAAAUUCUGGCUACAGGAUUCUUCUGAGGAUCGAAGGGUGUCAUAUACCUGUUUGUUAGCAAUGUAUGUGGUCGUGGACGCAUGCAAGUCUGUGUACUGUUGCACACGGGCUCAAACACACAUACACAGUUACGGUAAUUUUCGAUCAUGUUGAAAUAUGUCAUGUAUUUUUUGUACAUUAACAUGUAUAGAAUUGCAUAUGCUAUAUCUAUCUUAAUGUAAGAGACCGCAAGACUACAUGAGCACGUUUUAGUCCCGUCCCCCAAGACAAUGACUCAUCAAACGUAUGUGAAAGCAGUCAUGUAGUAAUUUCAGUGAUCUGUAGUAUAUAUUUGUGUGAGCAUGCGUGAGUGUGUUUUGUGUGCGUGCAAGUGUAUGGUAUGUGUACAUACCACACAUAUUAUAAAUAGAUAUUUAAGUUCUACUUAAAAGAAUAUUGCAUUUUGCACAUCUGGAGAGAUAGUAACAUGAUUUAUUUUGUUUUCUGCCAGCACAGGACAGGGCCGAAAACCUAAUUUUUACUGAAAUGUAGCAGUUUCUUGACAAGUUUGCUAGGUUCGCAGGUCUGUUGGGCUCAUUUUCAUUAGGAAAAUCAGGAAGCCCCUUUUCAGGGGGUUUGAAUCACACACAAACACAUGAAAGUAGGAUUGUGCAUGGUGCUGUCGAAGUGUUCGCUUCAUAGGGGUGGAUGAAUUCAUAGCCUGUAGCCUGCAUACUUGUUGAGUCCUUUGAGUGGCCACACUCAAGUUAGCUUGGGUAGGUGAGGAUCUGGCAGGAGGAUGGGUGGUAGUAGAGAAUAAAAGAUGCAUGGAUGGAUGGAUUGAUUUAAUGAGUGGUGGAGGGUGGGUGGGUGAGUGCACCCCAUAAACAAUUUGAAAAUGCUUUAUUUUUUUAUAAUAAAACAGGGUUUCUCAGAUCAACAACACAACCGUGCAUUUUUUUCUUUUUUCCAUUUGACAUUACAUCUCUGUCCCCUCAAAGUGUGCGUGUUUGAGUUUUACUUGGACUGUAUGUGUGUGAAUGUAUAUGCGUUAACCAAUCAAACUUGAUAUUUUCAUUGUGUUCAACAUUUAUUUUGGGCCAAAAGGUAGAAAUAAGAUGUGAUAUUGUUUAUCCAUUGAACCACCCCAACAACAUGACUGUCAAUGGCGAAUCAGUCUUGCGUUUUGUUUCUCUGAUCUUUCGCUUUUUUCUGUCUCUUCGUGUAAUGACCAGUGUUUCCGAUGUUGCUUAUUGCUUCGAUCUUUUUACAGUCUGCCUCCUGGUUGCACAGUGCGGUUCCACGUACACACGAGAAGCAUUCCGAACAACGGCACGUAGCAAUAACCCUUAGUCUCUAGUGCUGAACCAAAAAAAAAAGAGAGAACCGGACAUCAACGCCAGACCUUCUGUUCGACCUCAGCAAGCUGUUUUUUAUGCUCUUUAGGUUGAGUUGCGGUUUGCACAUCCAGCCCUCAGUAACUUCAGGGAGAAAUGUAAAUUAAUAUGCAGUGACAGAGUCUGUCCCCUCCUAGUCGUCUUAACACGUAAUCGAUAAUGACCUCCAGAAGCUCUUCAGGUGCCCAUACAGAACCAGUACGCCUCUCUCAGAGUAUGUUUACCCAACUGCAACCGUUAGCUACCUUCUGUUGCCUGGCAUGUACGUGCGACCGCUUUCUCACCCGACACACCCACUAUAGUUCAAGAACGUUGUUUUCUUUUCUCUCUUUUUAUCGGACUCUCUCUCAUUCAUAGCCAUAGAACCUUGACAGUAUUUGUGAUGGAAUUUCAUAUUGCCUAGCUUGUUGAAAUGACAGUAGUUUUUUUUUUGUUGGGUGAAAAAAGUCAAUUAUAACUAUUCACCUAUGAUAUGUAUUAGAGUCAAUGUAAAUUGUAAAUUCAGCUCAUUUUACUUCCACAAUGUGAUGUAUUUCAGAGCUAAAAAGGGUAUUCAGUCAAGAAAACUGGCUUUCGAAUCAGAAUGCAUACCAAAUUGACCCUUCGCAGGGAGCUUGAUUGACAGGCGAUCUGCCCAAUCAUAAAGUCGAAUCUGCCAUUUUGUCUGACAAACAAAUCAGACAGUAAAGUAAAUUAACUUAGGCGGACUUAAACUUUCCGCGGAAAAUUUCCAUUCGUUUAUUAUGUGCUUGGCGUAAAUAUGAAAAGAUUAUCAGUUCACGUGCCGCUUCAACUGAGGCGCUACUGUAUUUUGUCAUGACGCAUUAGAGAGCUACAAAAUCAUUUAUUAUUUAUUUAUUAUUUAUUGUUUGAAUUUCUCACAAAAUUUUGAUUUUGAUUCAUACCUGGUCUUGUCUGUUGGCACAUUCUACUUUACACAUUCUACAUCUACUUUGCUCAGCGAUGUAUUUUUCACUUUGUAAGAACAUAAUGUAUGGCGUGAUAGCAGCAAGACUUAUCGGACAUAGCAAGGGGCGGGUCUUUGCGAAUGGUCAAUUGAUCAAUAUUCCUCCCAUAGCCUUUCUGAAAGUGAUUUCAGUGAAAAAAUAAGCUAAAGUUUAUUUAUAUUCUAUACAAUGAAUCGCUCACAAUAAGACCUGGAAUGGGCAUUGAGGAAGUAAAUAGUAACCGAAUUUUGAUUCACAUGUUAUGAACCGAGACAAAAGCAAUUUUAAAUGUAUAAUUCCAGCCAGGUGUGAUUUUUUUUUUGCAUUUAGACUUGAAGAUGUUAAGACUUAAAUCUGAGUGUCCAUGUCACUGAUUGUCUCUCAAAUACUGAAGAAUAAGUCCAACUGCAGAUGAAUUAAACACGAUUGACGUGCGAUGACCUGAAUGAAUGAAGCAUCACAGACGUUCUGUGCCGUCACAUUUGAUGGUCAUCACAAACAAAGAGAAUAAACGAUGCACAUGGUACAGCUGGCAGGUUUGCUGUGCUGAUAAUGAUAGUCUCUUGUGACAUCCAUGCAGAGAGAGACGAGAAAAAUAAGAGAACAUUACAAGUGGCGGACGCUGUUUUGACACUCAAACCCCACUGAGAACGUUCUAAACUCUUCUUCUGAUUAAGUUUGACAUGUUACACUUGUAACAGUUCGUGCCAUCUGUAUGUAGCACUGUUUCUGUGGUUUCCAUUCAUAUACCUUCUCCCUUAAAUCGUAUUGCUUGAUUAAAACCAUAUGUAGCCUGUGGGUUUUAUGAUUUUAAUUUGCUAUUUGUAAGUGAUAUUGUAGUGAACCCCUGAUCUACCAUUUUUGCACAUUUUUUCUUUUUUUCUUUCUCUGUGUGUUUCAUUCUCUUUGGCAGAGGGGUGAGUUUGCUGUCUCUGACUUUAUGACAACAUCAUUUGCGUUUCUGUUAAAGGUCAAAAUCUUUCCUUGGGCUUACUCAGGGAUGAGAAAUAGGUGUGAACGUGUGUGUUGAGGAGGUUGUGUGAUCUUUGAAAGGUUUGUGUACAUGUAAAGAGUUACAUAUAUUGUGUGUUAAACUGCUGUAACCAGAAGCAGUCACUUCAUUGGCCCUAUGUUUUGGUUUCCCACAAUGUCUCUACACCACACGAGGCCUUCCUAACACACUCUGUCUGUCUCCGUGUAUCCGUCUGUUUGUCUGCAUCACAAGCUGUCUGUCCGUCUGCCUGUUGUCCCUUUGACGUCACAAGCCCAGAUCCUCACACAUGCAAGAUACUGAAAAAAGACUGAGAAAUGAUUCAUCGACCUCAUCAAAGUGGGGACCACUUUUAUAGAAAAACAAAAACAAAAUGCACAUUUAUUUUGUCAUUUAUAAAAUAGAUAGACUUGAUAAUACUGUUUCAGCACUUUCUAAUCCUGAGGAAAAUAGGGUGAGAGGUUGGUGUCAUCGCAGUUUCUCCCCUACAAUACGAAUACCCUCUGUCUCGGCUCGUUUCUGGGUCCAACGGGCUGAGACGGCGAGGACACAGAGUUCAAAUAAAGUUGGAAUGGUCCGCUAUGAACCUGAGAUGACUUGUUGUUGUACUGAUGUGUGCUAGAACACCGUUUUUAUUUGUUUUAUUUUCAUGUUGGUUCUAUAUUUGACCUUGCUUCAUGUACUUUGGACUUUGUACUUUUGCUUCGGUCUCCUCUGUAGCACUCUUUUAUCAUGGCAGGAGACGAGAGGAAGUGUUUUAAUGAAUGUUUUUAAGAGUUUUCGAGCGGCUCUGUGACAGCUCGCUCUCUCAUAAGAGGAGCACCGCUGACAAUUUCCUUGUUUUUACUUUCAUUUCUCUGGCACAAAUGACAAAAAAAAAAAAAAAGACGAAUGUUGGAUUGCGAGUUUCAGCAGUUUGAAAAAUAAAUCAAAAGAUUUUCUUUUCUUUUAUUGUGGCUCUCAUUGAAACAAUGACAAAAUACAUUUUUUUAUUUUGAGUUUGCUUUUCUUUGAAAUCACUUGUAAAAUCAGUCAGGAUUUCUCUGUUCAACUUGACUGUUGUUUGACAUCUUGUCAAUUGUCCAAACCGCUGGAUUAACAACCUCAGGCUGAGAAACUUCUACAAGCCCAAUAACUAACUGAUGUAUGGGCUGCUUGAUAUGGGUAUUGUAACUAGUCUUAUUGUUAAUUCUAUAAUUAAUAUAUGAACAUUCAGCUAUAUCAGUGCUGGAUAGUGAAAACAGUGCACACUUCUUAAAAGAGGAGGCAUGCCCAGCCCUCGUCUCUCAUGCCGUUUUGGUGAGCCGGUAAACUGACAAACACUUCCUCAGAGAGAGGUACGUCCUGGGUUCUGUCACCCUCAUCUGGCCUGGCACAGGAAAGAGACUCGUGCAACCAUCCACUGAUGAAUCCUGAGGAGUAUUUGUCACUGUUGGGUUGAACUGGACACUCAACCCUGGUUAACCACUGAGAACUAACCGCCAGGGAUGUGUUGACUAUCACAGGCCCAAACCGACUCAUGUACAGAUGCUGUUUUCACAUACCCGAUGUCACCUUCACGCAUAGCAAUCGAUAGCCUCGUAACGUGUGUAUUUAUCCUUCAGAAUUUGUACAACUACACUCUCGAGAUAACAUAUCUUCAAGAAAAACGGUAAUUUUGUAAUUCUGGAUUUCUUGCCGAUGAAUGCUUAAUAAGAUGUCUCUGUAAACUUGUACGCUGUAAAAUAUUUUUAGGCCUAAUUUUAACAUGUCAUUUCCAAGUGUUUGUUUUGUGUAAAUUGGAUUCUGAAUGAAUGGUGGAGGUAGUUCCUCAGCACUUUGAAUAAUCGCCCCCUAAAUUUUAAAGCUGAGGCCAGAAACGCAAACUAUUAUGUACUCCUUGUCAGGUGAACGGCGUUUGGUUAUCAUUUAAAUGUGCACGCAUGUCCAGCCACCUCUUUUUUUGUUUUCCCUUAUGAGACUGAAAAGUGUUUUGUGAUACGCAGGAAGCCAUUGGUCAUUCCUCAGGAAGGAGUGGGUUCAGAUAUAGCAGUAAUACCCCGGGCUUGCUGGACUAGAGGAGUUGCAGGUCUUGUCAUAAAGAGAUUUGAAGUCUUCCAUUGGAAGGGAAAUGGAAGCCGUUUCUAGUUUCUUUUUUCACUUGCCAUUGGGCAGAAAGAUCCAUGAGCAUAAAACCUCCGGAUUGGACCUUUACCUACUGUUUGAAAACAAUGACUGGCUGGAGGCAUAUUGACAGUGUUGUUGUUUUCUCCAUAGCUUCAGUGCUGUGGAUUUACUGGACCUAUAGUGUGUAAGACACCACGCAGAAAUAUUGAGCGAGACUGUUAAAGAAAAAUUGAAUGUCACAUCCAAUCCCCAGGUUCUGUUUUCUUGGAAUUGAAUCAGAGGAGUCUGGCCAGUAGCAAGAGAUGGUUGUUGGGAGAGGAAGUAGUGUUUUGCACCUUAUUUAGUAGAGGAAAUUAGAUAUUAAAAAAAUAUAAAGCCCUAGGUAGGAAAUCAAUGUGAAAGGCCAUUUUUUUUUCUUUUAGGUUCAUUUUAUUUCCAUAUGCGUGCAUACUCUGUAAGUUGUGCAAAAUAUUGUACUUGCACUAGCUUUUCUAAAAAGAAAACUAAUAUAAAAAAAUUUGAACUGAAAUUCUAUUUUCUAAUUGUGGUGUGUCUGUUUGUAGGAUACACUCACGUUGUUUCUUGAAUUAUUUUAUUUUUUUCGGUCCCUUUCUUUGUUGGUGCUUGCCGGUUUUCUAGUUAGAACUUAUUUCAUUAUUCUGAACAACAAAACAAUAUUUGAUUCAGGUUGUGAACAAAUUUGUUUAAAAAAAGAAAUUGUCUGUAUACCAGUACAAGUUUAUUGUUGCAGUAUACACGUACUAAUAAAAAUUAUAGUGCCAAUUGCAAA